This is a messenger RNA of Austrofundulus limnaeus, 2662 nucleotides long. Its product is annotated as granulin a. NCBI's taxonomy places the organism in Eukaryota, Metazoa, Chordata, Actinopteri, Cyprinodontiformes, Rivulidae. The record is from RefSeq and is a predicted model, not a curated record. Gene Ontology annotation, cellular component: extracellular region.
UCCCCUCUCAGUAGGGGCGUGCUCGGUGGAGUUCUGCAGGUAUUUGGGUCGGCUCAGGUUCUGUCAGCUCACAGCAGCAGCGCUCCUGACCUUUAAUGAAGAUGAAGAGCUGGGCCGUGAUCUGCUGGACUCUCCUGGUCCUGGUUCUGGUUCUGGUGGGAGCMGAUGAGUGUCCGGAUGGAGGCAGAUGUAAAGAGGGUCAAACCUGCUGCAGAGGCUCAGCUGACUCCUUCAGCUGCUGCCCCUUCCAUCAGGCUGAGUGCUGCGAGGACCACGUCCACUGCUGUCCAGCAGACACGACCUGUGACUCGUCCACGUCCAGCUGCGUGAACUCCAGCGUGUCCGUCCCGUGGGCCGAGAGGACCUCUGCCGACCGCCCGUCCACCUCCAAGUCCUUCAGGAUGAUCCGGACCUCCACGGACGAGGACUCUGAGAACACCUGUCCGGAUUUGUCCCGCUGCCCGGCGGAGUUCUCCUGCCUGAAGGCCUCCACCAAGUUUGGCUGCUGUCCCGUUGCGAAGGGGGUCUCCUGCGCUGAUGGCAAGCACUGCUGCCCCGAGGGCCACCGGUGCAGCAUCGACAGCCGCUCCUGCAUCAAAAAAGAAUUUGAAAUGACUGUUUUGUGCAACGACGGCGUGUCUGAGUGUCCCAAUGAUAUGACCUGCUGUGAAACUCCUGAUGGGAAGUGGGGGUGCUGCCCAUUGCCAAAGGCUGUGUGCUGCGAUGAUAAGAAACAUUGYUGCCCUGAAGGGACGACAUGUGACACUGAAAAUAUGAAAUGUAUUUCCUCAUCUACCCAAAAAGAGUUCCCGAUGUGGUCCAAGUUCCCCGCGAGGCAGAGGGCAGACUGGGAGAACCAGAAAGUUAAAGAAGUCGCAUGUAACGAGACUGCAGCUUGUCCUGAUGGCUCUACCUGCUGUAAAAACAAACAUGGUGAUUGGAGCUGCUGUCAUCUUAAAGACGCCAUUUGUUGUAAAGAUUUGGAACACUGCUGUCCGAAAGGUACAAGAUGCAACAAGGCUAAAGGGACCUGCGAUGACAGAUCGGGUUCUGUUCCUUGGACUGAGAAGGUGUCCACAGUCCGUAGAAAAAAUGUUCAGAUGGAGGUGAAGGUUGUCCCGUGUGAUGACAAAGUGGGCUGUCCUGAUGGCACCACCUGCUGUAAAACCCAACAAGGUUCUUGGGCUUGUUGUCCACUGCCAGAGGCUGUUUGCUGUCAAGACUUCAUCCAUUGCUGUCCUAAAGGUCAAACAUGUAACCUGGCUGCUCAGACAUGUGAUGGAGGACAACAGUCUGUUCCCUGGGUCAAGAAGAUUUCCUCCAUUCCCAGAAAGGAUGUUCAGACGGAGGUGAAGGUUGUCCCGUGUGAUGACAAAGUGGGCUGUCCUGAUGGCACCACCUGCUGUAAAACCAAAGAGGGUUCUUGGGCUUGUUGUCCUCUGCCAGAGGUGAAGGUUGUCCCGUGUGAUGACAAAGUGGGCUGUCCUGAUGGCACCACCUGCUGUAAAACCAAAGAGGGUUCUUGGGCUUGUUGUCCUCUGCCAGAGGCUGUUUGCUGUCAAGACUUCAUCCAUUGCUGUCCUAAAGGUCAAACAUGUAACCUGGCCGCUCAGACAUGUGAGGGAGGACAACAGUCUGUUCCCUGGGUUAAGAAGAUUUCCUCCAUUCCCAGAAAAGAUGUUCAGAUGGAGGUGAAGGUUGUCCCGUGUGAUGACAAAGUGGGCUGUCCUGAUGGCACCACCUGCUGUAAAACCAAAGAGGGUUCUUGGGCUUGUUGUCCUCUGCCAGAGGCUGUUUGCUGUCAAGACUUCAUUCACUGCUGUCCUAAAGGUCAAACAUGUAACCUGGCUGCUCAGACAUGUGAUGGAGGACAACAGUCUGUUCCGUGGGUCAAGAAGAUUUCCUCCAUUCCCAGAAAGGAUGUUCAGACGGAGGUGAAGGUUGUCCCGUGUGAUGACAAAGUGGGCUGUCCUGAUGGCACCACCUGCUGUAAAACCCAACAAGGUUCUUGGGGUUGUUGUCCUCUGCCACAGGCGGUGUGCUGCAGUGACAGGAUCCACUGCUGUCCCCACGGCAGCUCCUGCACCGGUCAGGGCAGCUGUAUCCGGAACUCCAAGCUGAACUGGUCCAACUGGAACUGGGUCUUGGGCAACAAGAAGAAAACUCAAAUUCUGUGAAAACUUUGUUUGUUUCUAAAUAAAGGAAAACGAACAAACAAACAAAAAACAAUUAAGAAAAUCACGUUUAAAUUCUCUGUUGCUUUUAAAGUCAGGUAAAUGAUGGGAUGUUUUCUGAUUCUGAGUUGCACUUAAAGGAUUUUGAUUGUGAUCCUGGGAUUAAAGGUUUCUAUCUGCACUAAAAUGUACAUCUUUUGUACGUUAUGAGAGUAAAUCGUUUUGCACACGUUUUAUUACUUGAAACUUUUACUCRUUUAAGAAUAAACUCUAAAUGAACAUUAUUUUUUGCUGAAAAUAAUUGGUUUUAUGUUCAUACAGUACUUUUGUUAUUCAUAAUCAGCCGUUUUAUAUAUGAUUUUAAAUUUGACACACUGAGAUUUAUUCUUUUUUUUACCUAAUGUAUGAGCGGUGAUGUUUCUUAUUUGAAUCAUAAAUCAGUUCAAGGCAUAAAGUCUAAUCAAUAAACAUUUAAUGAACUUAUAUAA